CCACAUGGCGGCUCAUAACUGUCUGCAAUUACAGUUUCAAGGGAUUCAGCACCCUCACACAGACACAUAUGUAGGUAAACACCAAUGCAAAUGAAUCAUCAAAAAGAUUUGAAGAGACUGGCCAGAAAAGAAGGAUAUAAUAGCAGAUAUAUGUGUCACAUACAGAUUCAUAGUGUACAUGUGCUUUGUGGACAUCCUCACAGGGCAGCAGGGAAAUGCAAAGGUAAUUUCCAUAACAUCUGCUGGAUGCCAUACGACAUUGAGAUUACCCAGGCACCUAUUCAAACAAGAGUCAACAGCCUCCCCCAUGUUCGGAUGCCGGAAACCUGCUGUGUUAGCAAUAGCUCCCUCACACCCAGACUAAGUGGGGAUAUCUUAGCUAGGGUUACUAUUCUGGGAUGAAACACUAUGACCAAGGCAACUUGGGGAGAAAAGGAUUUAUUUAAAAGGCUUACACUUCACUUUCACCUCACCAUUCAUCGAAGGAAGUCAGGAUAGGAACCUGGAGGCAGAAACUGAUGCAGGGGCCAUGGAGGGGUGCUCAGCCUGCUUUCUUAAAGAAUCCAGGACCACCAGCCCAAGGAUGACACCACCUACAGUGAGCUGGUCCUCCCCCCAUCAAUUGCUAAUUGAGAAAAUGCUCUCCAGCCAGAUUAUAUGGAGGAAUUGACGCUCCUUCCUUUCAGCUUGUGUCAAAUUGACAUAAAACUAGCCAGAACAAGGGAAGCGUCUAAGAAGGACCCACUGACUGCAUACAGACACACACCUGGCCCUAGCAGCUGCAGGAACCUAUUUGUUUAUGGCCUCUUCUCAUUUUCAUGGGCCAGCUGUGAGCACUCUGCUGCGGGAGGUACCUACAUGCCUGCCAAAGCAGGAGUGCUUACUCCAAGGAUCAGCAGAAAGGGCGAGGGUCUCUACAGCUCUCAGAACCCCAGCAGGAAAGCUGGGACCCUCAGUGAGUCUGCCCCAGAACCGAGGCAGGUUAGUACACCCAGGAAACUCAGCUCCAGCUCUCCCUACCCCACCUGAAGGUUGGGGCCCUGGCUAACCAGCUGUCUACUGUCAUUGUUGAGGGACUUCCUCUGCAGCCCCUGCCUAUUGACAGUACUGCAGAAGCCAGAAGAUAAAAAGUGUCUAUGCCUACAAGUAUAAGCCUAGUGCCACCCUUAUUCCAGUCAAGGGAAACCCUGGGACCCUGAAUGCUUGCUUCUCCACCUUCCCCUUUACAGUCUGUGUGGCUGCUCUAGGAAAGAAGGGCACCGAGGGGCUUGGGCAUAGGCAAGUGACAAGAGCACAGUCAGUGGUCACAGUUGGCAUGCUGGGCUCUCUUGGACAGACAGCGCAUUAACGCUAUGAAGAUGAGUCCAGUAUACACAAACUAUCAGGUCUGAGCUAUUGAGCAUAUCACCGGAGCCCCUUGGGGGCUUGGCAGCCAAGCACAGAAGUUUUGCUAAACAAAUUCUCUGCUCUCUCCCCCUGGACUCAGUAUAUCUGGGGCUCCAGCACACCCUACAGUCUCUACUGGAAGUCUCUACCUACCAUGCCACACCUGGUUGUUCUGUGCCUCAGCCUGGCUGCUCUCCCGGGCCUUGGGAUGGGGGCCUCCUUGUGCUUGGCACAGCAAUUCAAAGCUAAAGGGGACUACAUACUUGGUGGGCUAUUUCCCCUGGGCUUAACUGAGGAGGACACCGUCUACCAGAGAACACAACCCAAUAGCAUCUUGUGCACCAGGUUCUCACCCCUUGGUCUGUUUCUGGUCAUGGCUAUGAAGAUGGCUGUGGAGGAGAUCAACAAUGGAUCUGCCUUGCUCCCUGGGUUGCGCCUGGGUUAUGACCUAUUUGACACAUGCUCGGAGCCGGUAGUCACCAUGAAGCCCAGUCUCAUGUUCAUGGCAAAGGUGGGCAGUCACAGCAUCGCUGCCUACUGCAACUACACACAGUACCAGCCGCGUGUGCUGGCUGUCAUUGGGCCCCACUCGUCAGAGCUUGCCCUGAUUACAGGCAAGUUCUUCAGCUUCUUCCUCAUGCCACAGGUCAGCUACAGCGCCAGCAUGGAUCGGCUCAGUGACCGGGAAACAUUCCCAUCCUUCUUCCGCACAGUGCCCAAUGACCGUGUGCAGCUGCAGGCUGUUGUGGCUCUGCUGCUGAAUUUCAGCUGGAACUGGGUGGCUGCCUUAGGUAGUGACGAUGACUAUGGUCGGGAAGGUCUGAGCAUCUUCUCUAGCCUGGCCAAUCCACGAGGUAUCUGUAUCGCCCACGAGGGCCUGGUGCCACUGCAUGCCACCAGUGAUCAACAGCUGGGCAAGGUGUUUGAUGUACUACAACAAGUGAACCAAAGCAACGUGCAAGUGGUGGUGCUGUUUGCCUCCCCCCGUGCUGUCUACUCCCUUUUUAGCUACGGCAUCCGUCAGGGCCUCUCACCCAAGGUAUGGGUGGCUAGUGAGUCCUGGCUGACCUCUGACAUGGUUACGACACUACCCAAUGUUGCCCAUGUGGGCACUGUGCUUGGGUUUCUGCAGCGAGGUGCUGAGCUGCCAGAAUUCUCCCAUUAUGUGGAGACCCACCUUGCCCUGGCUGCCGACCCAACAUUCUGUGCCUCACUGAAUGCUGAACUGGACCUGGAGGAGGGGGUGAUGGGACAACGCUGUCCACAGUGUGACCACGUCAUGCUGCAGAACCUGACGUCUGGACUGCUGCAGAACCUAUCAACAGGGCAGUUGCACCACCAGAUUUUUGCAACCUAUGCAGCUGUGUACAGUGUGGCCCAGGCCCUUCACAACACCCUACAGUGCAAUGCCUCAAGUUGCCCCGCAUCAGAGCCUGUUCAACCCUGGCAGCUCCUGGAGAACAUGUACAACAUGAGUUUCCGUGCUCGGAACCUGACACUGCAGUUUGACGAUAAAGGGAACGUAGACAUGGAGUAUGACCUGAAGAUGUGGGUGUGGCAGAGCCCUACACCUGUGCUGCACACUGUGGGAACCUUCAAUGGCACCCUACAGCUGCAGCACUCCGAGAUGUACUGGCCAGGGAACCAGGUGCCAGUGUCCCAGUGCUCCCGGCAGUGCAAAGAAGGCCAGGUGCGCAGAGUAAAGGGCUUCCAUUCCUGCUGCUAUGACUGUGAGGAUUGCAAAGCAGGCAGCUACCAGAAGCAUCCAGAUGACUUUGCCUGUACUCCAUGUAAUCAGGAUGAGUGGUCCCCAGAGAAAAGCACAGGCUGCUUACCUCGUAGGCCUAAAUUCCUGGCUUGGGGAGAACCAACUGUGUUGUUACUACUCCUGCUGCUUUGCCUGGUACUAGGCCUAGCACUUGCCUCCCUGGGGCUCUUCAUCCACCACUGGGACAGCCCUCUUGUUCAGGCCUCAGGUGGGUCACGGUUCUGCUUUGGCCUGGUCUGCCUAGGCCUCUUCUGCCUCAGUGUCCUUCUAUUCCCAGGACGGCCAAGCCCUGCCAGCUGCCUUGCUCAACAGCCACUGGCUCACCUUCCUCUCACAGGCUGCCUAAGCACACUCUUCCUGCAAGCAGCCGAGAUCUUUGUGGAAUCUGAGCUGCCACUGAGCUGGGCGAACUGGCUAUGCAGCUGCCUUCGGGGACCCUGGGCUUGGCUGGUGGUACUGCUGGCCAUUCUUGUGGAGGCAGCACUAUGUGCCUGGUACCUGACAUCCUUCCCACCAGAGAUGGUGACAGACUGGGUAGUGCUGCCCACAGAGGUUCUGGAGCAUUGCCGCGUGCGUUCCUGGGUCAGCCUAGGCUUGGUACACAUCACCAAUGCAAUGCUGGCCUUCCUCUGCUUCCUGGGCACUUUCUUAGUACAGAGCCAGCCUGGCCGCUACAACCGUGCCCGUGGUCUCACCUUCGCCAUGCUAGCUUAUUUCAUCAUCUGGGUCUCUUUUGUGCCCCUCCUGGCAAAUGUGCAGGUGACUUAUCAGCCAGCUGUGCAGAUGGGUGCCAUUCUGUUCUGUGCCCUGGGCAUCCUGGCCACCUUCCACCUACCCAAAUGUUAUGUGCUUCUGUGGCUGCCAAAGCUCAACACCCAGGAGUUCUUCCUGGGAGGAGGCCCCAAGGAGGCAGCAGACGGGAGCAACAGUGGGGGUGACAGUUCAGGGGCACAGUGAGUGAACCCUGACCCAGUGACCUCUCCUUUAGUGAGCCCAGCCGACAACCCCCAGAUAGUACCUCAACCUGAGACUUGAGCCGCUUAACUACAGACUGACUCCAAGUCAUCCACUGACCUUAGUCCCGCAGUGACCCCCCUCAGACCUGCAGUGUGCAAGAUGGAUCCUAUAAUCCCACCUGUUCCCCAAAGGCAAGAUCAUCCUUGAUCCUGUUACGCCCUACCUAAGGCCUGCCCAGGUGACUGAGAUCCAUUAUCUUAGAAGCAGCCCACAGAGUGUUCUUUGGUACUCCAUAGCCAUAUCUUGAAUUUAAAAAUAACCCAAGCAGAACCUGGGAGGCGAGAACAUACUGCUUUCUUGAACAUGCCCAGCUUAGGGCCCUCAGCACCUUGAUCAGGCAUCCUGGAAACAGAGGGCUGGGCAUAUGUAAUGUGCUGGAACAAAACAAGAAAGCCAGCAGGCAGAGGGCACUCAAGAGGUAGGCAGACAACAUCCAGCCUCCUCUUCCCUUCCUGAUCUAGACCUAAGCCGGUAGGAAAGAACCAAGUCACUACUAGCACCUUGGACAGAGCAUAAGCAAGGGUCAGGGUCAGCACCAUGGUCAGCACCAGCCACCCAGGACCCCUGGAGUCCUCCUGGUACCAAGGACAGAAAAGUUGCCUCCAAGACCCCUGUUACUGGCCAGCACCAGGAACAGAGUCACAUGACCAAGUGGGAAGAGACUCCAGGCAGGCUCAG
Molecule: messenger RNA, 4849 nt
Organism: Microtus ochrogaster (prairie vole)
Lineage: Eukaryota; Metazoa; Chordata; Mammalia; Rodentia; Cricetidae
Gene: Tas1r3
Product: taste 1 receptor member 3
Biological process (GO): sensory perception of umami taste; sensory perception of sweet taste; G protein-coupled receptor signaling pathway
Cellular component (GO): plasma membrane
Molecular function (GO): sweet taste receptor activity; G protein-coupled receptor activity
Source: RefSeq, a predicted model, not a curated record